Camellia sinensis is the source of this 609-nucleotide messenger RNA. RefSeq names its product dirigent protein 25-like. Lineage: Eukaryota; Viridiplantae; Streptophyta; Magnoliopsida; Ericales; Theaceae. The record is from RefSeq and is a predicted model, not a curated record.
AUGACGAGCAUUGUAUCUAACCCAGCUGUCACUGGUCAAGUCCCCUUUGCCAAGCCAAACGGUGCUGUCCUCCCAGUUAACAAUGGCGUCCCUGUCAACAAUGCCAACAGCGGUGUUAUCAACAAUAACAACAUUCCCUUCCUCACCGGCCUCAGUGGAAGCACACCUAAUGUCAUCCAAACCAAUGGUAACGACAUCGUCAAGGGAGGUUUCCUAAAUGGUCCUCAGCUCCCUUCAGGGAAUGUGCUCCAGAAGCUCAUGUUUGGGACAAUGACUGUUUUUGACGAAGAAUUGACUGAAGGGCAUGAGCUAGGGUCCAGUUUGGUUGAUAAGGUGCAAGGGUUUUAUGUGGCUAGUUUGGAAGAUGGGAGCAGCCAGGUCAUGGCCUUCACCACCAUGUUUGAGAGUGGCCGCUAUGGUGAUAGGCUCAGCUUCUUUGGUGUGCAUCGAAUUGCUGUCUCGGAAUCCCAUCUUGCAAUCAUGGGAGGUACUGGAAAGUAUGUCAAUGCUAAGGGAUAUGAAAUUGUGAAGAUGUUCCCAGCUGCCAACCAGCAAAACAAUGAUGGAGUGGAGACUCUGCUCCAAAUCACUGUGUAUCUCACUUAUUAG